Molecule: messenger RNA, 4734 nt
Organism: Blastomyces dermatitidis ER-3
Lineage: Eukaryota; Fungi; Ascomycota; Eurotiomycetes; Onygenales; Ajellomycetaceae
Exons: 5
Coding region: 2153-3889 (578 amino acids)
Source: RefSeq, a predicted model, not a curated record
CGUGUCUCUCAGCAUAGUCGAGGGUACGGAACUGGGCAGGAGCCUUGUUGAGACGGGUGUUGGCCGCUGUGGUUUUUUCGAUUAGCAACGAUUUUACGAUCACCACAAAAAUUAUGAUUGCACAUCUCCUCCCCCCGUUCUCGUCCAUAUCUCCCACUGUGUUUCUUCGCGUUCCAUAAACAUUUUUUUAUGGCUCUCACUUCCUUUUUUCCUUCUUUUGCUCUAUUUCGUCUAGGAGGAUCUUGGAGAACUGGACAUUUGGGGGGUAGAGAGAUCGCAAGGAUAAAAAUGAAAUCUAUCUUGUCCGCAACGUACUGAAAAUCGAUCCACGGCCCUUCCUCUGAUUGCGAAUCACACGACCCAUGGCGUCUAACUGUUGUCGGCAAGAAGCACGAAAAGAAUGUUAGCAAAAGGCUGCCGCUUGGUCCUGCAAUAAUUUGAAUUGCUCGAUGGGGGACGGUGAUCGGGCUCGUACCUGAUGCUUCGCAAAGUUGGCUGCUGCGGAAUGGGGUUGGCAGUUGUGAGAUCGAUUCUCGUCGAAAUUGGCUGGGUUUCGUCUGUCUCGCUUUCUGUGUGGGCUUAGGGUGCGCGUCGCUAAGCUAACCGAGUUGACUCUAGCGCCGAGCCCCACCAACCUUGGAACAUCCGCAACAGAAACCUGCAGCUGGCUUCUUCCACGGUGACAACCUGCUGCGGAUGAAGUAUCAAUCCACCAGGCGCUGAGCUGGGUAUUGAUAUUGGCAUUCGGGGUGAUGGCAGGAUCUCUUCCAAUCUCGCCAUGCAUGAAAUUGGGUGAUGGGGAUGGAUGCCCGUUGCAAGGUUGCUCUCUCCCACGAUAAGAUCUAUCAAAGUCUGGGCGUCAAACAGUUAUUCUGGCGGAUUCCUUGUCAGUAUUACGUGACUCUGCUAUAAUGUGGUUCUUGAUCUAUUGCUCUUCCACGUCCUGUUCGAUGGGGCAAAACAUGGGGGCUUUGGUCACUAAGAACAAUGAAUGCAACUUGAUUUUUUGAUUUUUUUGAAUUUUUUUGAAUUUUUUUGAAUUUUUUUGAAUUUUUUUUUUAAUUGUUACUUUUAUUCGUGAUGCAGACUUGCUGAUUAUUUUAUGUUCCUUUGUAUCUUCAGUUAUAUUAUCUGUUGGCGGAUCUCUAUGAUUUCCUCCCACCUUACUCAACUUUUUAGGUGCGUUUGCUCAAGUGCUGAGUUAAACUCACAAAUGGUUGUUGUUUCAGACAAGGGGACUGAUCUUUCAGUUCACGCUCUACGAGCGAGUGGCUUUGUCGCAUCUGUUUUGAAAUGAUGAUUGUUUUACAACUUGUGCGCUGUUGAUGUGUUAUUUGGGUUCCCCACCACUUUCUGUCUGCUGCUGGGCGUCGGGGAACAAGCUGUGCCAUGCUUGGAAACAGCCCACACCAGAACUGGUCGCGACAUACCAGUAUAGAUACGUUGUCCCCAUGGGUUGUCGGGCAUAUCAAUCUCUGUGGACUCUGCUCGUUGUAGCGAUGCUCAUUUUAGCGAGCGCUUGAAUGCGAACGCUGGAACACUGGAACACUGGAACACGAGAACUCAAAGACGCUAAGCGCCACCCUUCAUGAAAACUGGCUGGUUGGGCUACAUUGUUGUUCAACAUAGGUGGUUUUUGCCAGGCUUCCGACAACUGACCAGCAGAGGGCGGUGUCAUCCCUAAAAUCUCAUAUUUGGAGAGUGAAAUACUCCUUAGAACCUUCUGAUGGAGAGGCAUGGCUAUUUGGGACUAUUGGAAUGGCUUCUAUUGGUGGGUCCGUGUUUGUGAGGCAGCUUUGUGAUCCAGGGUGAACUAUGACGGUGGCCAGCUUGAGAUCUAUUCGUUCUAUAGAAAUUGAAUUUUGACAAACAAUAUGAAUAAGAUAAAAAAGGGCUUUAGUUCAACGACGAUAGCCCCUAGUAAUUCCAUGCCACAGCGGGCUGAUGUAGUCUUCCUCCCCUCCGUGGCCCAAUGAAGCCUUUAGACGAGAGAUCCGCGUCAUAGCCGCGCUGCCACCAGGUUUAAGUUGCUCCCAAGUAAGCAAGGCCAUAAGUUACAAGUUACCUAACCUCCUCCGCCCAACCACGCAAGCACCACCAACCACACGCACUCCCCGCCCUGCCAUCCUCCUCUACACAGCACCCAAGGAUCAUGUCGGACUCGGACUCGUCUUCGCUGUCUUCUCCUCCGUCCACAGAUGAUGAAACCAUCGCCGCCUCCGUCAACCGCAGUAUGGGCCUGGGAAAGUAUUUCAAACCCCAGACGCCCGCCAAACCAGCCUCUCCUCCGCCGCCAAAACGUGCCCCCUCGCCGCCUCAUGAAUAUGUUCUCGCAGACAAUCCAGACAUUGCAUUUAUCGUGAUGUUCCGCUCCAGAUUCUCGGAUGUCUUUCCAAAAUCACUUCCACACUACGGACCACAGGAUAUUGAGAGAGGAGUCACGGAUACUGUCCCUGGAGAUCAUAUUAUGAGAUUAUUGUGCGCUUUAAUUGGCCUGUGCCUUAACAGGAAGAGAGAUGUUGAGAGGGACCAUUACCAACGCGCCCUCGAGGAGGUUGUGCAGACGCACUCAUCACAGUGGCCACGAUCGUGGGGCGGUAAAAACCCCCUUCAUGGCGGGGGAAGCUUUGCGACAAUGACCCCUACUGAACGACUGGCCUUCCUCAAGGCAUUGAUACUUUGGGCCCUCUCAUCCUCCGACGCCGUCCAAGCCAAACUGAAAGCAUCCUAUAAACAAACGAGACACGAUGACGAUCUCAAUCAGCCAUUAUCCGUCCAACCAUGGGGGAAUGAUGCCUAUAAACGCCGGUAUUGGCUUAUUGAGGGCAGGGAUGAUACACAUUUCAGACUGUACCGGGAAAGCAACCCUGCGCUGAAGAACAGGACAUGGUGGAGCGUUGCAGGGACUAUUCCUGAACUGAGAAGCGUUGCGGAUUCUCUUGCUGAGGAGAAGUCGCAGCACUCUAAACGGCUGAGUGAGAAGAUCUUUACCAGCAUUCCGAGAUUCGAGGGCUCUGAGGAGAAACGAAAGCGUCGCGACUAUCGCCUGGCGCGGAAAGCCGCAUUCGCUCGUCCGGAACCUGGCUUCUCUCUCUACGAAGGCCGAACUCGCGGCAAGAAGCUCAAAUACACAUAUUCCGAUGAUGAUGAUGACUUCUCAUCCGACGCCCUCCCUACCCGGAGAUCAGCUCGCCAGUCCCGCUUCUCAACCCCAGGUGAAAUGCCCGCCGGCCCAACCUUUACCGCCAGCGGCCGGCAGGUCAAACCACGGAUUGUCGGAGCGUACGGCCAGUCCCUGCUAAGUGGUCAACGGCAAGAAUCAACACCGCUGCUGCCGCGGUCUGUUGGGCCUAGCGGUGGCGAGGAAGGGGAUGGCGAGAGUGAACAGCCUGUUUCCAACGGAAGAAGGCCGCAUCGGAGUAGGAUGGGUCGGCAGUCGAAUGGCGCGGGGAGACAUAUUGAAGGGUAUAAUGCAGUUGAUGAAAUGGACGAGGAAUCGGAAGCUGCGUCGUCGAGUGGGAAUGAAUGGGAUGGCGGCGAGGACAAUGAGUAUGGAGAUGAGGAUGAGGAGAUGAGUGACGCCGAGUCAUAUAGCCCUGAUCCUAGCGAUAAUGAUGGGAACGGCUACGGUACUAGCCAGCGGAGUUUGGUGGUCCAGCUAAGAUAUGGGAAAGCGAAGCGGGGGCUAGGAAGCAGCAGUCCUACCGCAGCUCCUAACACGCCUCCUAACCCAACUGCAGGCCAAGCUCCAGGUGCAAGCCCACAACCUAUACCAGUAAAGCCAGAAGCAAGCGAACCAAAUCGCCAGCAUCCGUUCGCAGUGGUUGUAUCUGCACCAAAUGAUCCACUGUACCAGCAGCGGUACCACUACCACCACCAACUGCUGUAAAUUCGGACAAAGAACAUAUCAUCUCUCCUGAGCCUACAGCUCCUCCCACUACAGCCACUACCACUCCGCCGCCGCCAUCCGUGACUAGCUCGAAAGAUACUCAUCAAGUAUCCAAUAUAAUGCCCGCAGUGAAACAACCUCAACUUUCCUAUGGAUUCCAAUAUCCCGCAACCAAAAACACCUUCAUCCACCAUCCGAUCAGAACGGAGUUCUUCCCGGGCUACAGUAAUCCACGGCAUUUCCUGUCCCGCCACGAUCUACUAAGGAUUCUGAUCAAUCCGUACUCUUACUCUUUUCUUUUUUUUUAUUUUCAAUUCAUAUAGAGAGCUGAAAAAGUUCGAUAACUUGUUAUCUUCCUCGUGUGGUUUUUAUCCGGGAUAGGUUGUUAUGCAAAACCAAUCGGCAACAUCGUCGACCAAAGAUUCACAUUUUAAUAAUCUGUUUACUUCGUUUGUCCGUUUUGUUUCUCCUUCUUUUCGCGUGUGUAGCGACAAUGGAAAUUCGAUGGGGUAUAUGUUUUGAUUGAAUGGGCGUGGGGACCUUGGUGCUGUUUUAUUUGUUUCUUUAAUCAAUCCCUCUCACUCUUUGCUUUGACUUAACCGUCUGGUAGGGGGAUUUGUGAUUUAUUUAGCUUUGUCAGGUUAUUUCACCUUUUCUUGUUUCUUUCUUUUCUAUCUCUCUCUCUUCCUCUAUUUCUCUCCCUUUUGGUAUGUUAAGGUGUUCCAGUUUUCCAUUCAGCUAUUAACGUACCCUUUCGCAAACUUCGCAAGGGUUCGUUUUAUUUAAGCAGAGGGUUUAUUGUUAUUUUUUCAAUCUCUUUCUUGCGAGGUUUGGUGGAUGUUAAU